GUCGUAUGUCGACUUCCUUCCAAUCGGCCCUGAUGUGCCGUCUAAUGCCUCGCAGGGGCUCGGAAGCUAGCUUGUUCGAAAGAAGCCGAUGGAUGCUCGCGCUGCAGGCGUGAAGGCAUUAAGUGCCAUUACUCCCCCCAGAAGCCCAUGGGGCGCCCGAGGAAACGCCCUAUUGCCCAAUCAGAUGAGUCGCGGCCUGGGCAUCCUGUUGUUGUGCCUGCCCAGGACAGUUUGCUGGACGGGACAAUGGACCUUGACAUGGCCUUUCUCGAUAUGGAUGAUAGCAGCCUCAGCUUCCUUGAUCUAUUAGUUCCAGAUCCGUCACUUGGAGGCAACCCCGUUACUCAGGGCGUCCCCGGCCCAAGCAGUGCAAACCCGCGUUCCGAAGCAGUUCCUACCGCGUCCUUUUGGCAAAUCGACUCGUUGCAUCUUGAUAGCAUAGACUUUGGCCAAACCGAUGUUCCAGUCCAACCUACCACCUUGGACGAGGAGUUUACCCUGGAGCAAGCUGUGUCAUCGGUGUCGACCGAAGCUCGCGAGCAGAUACCGGACCUAUCACCCCAGGAUUCAAGCAACUCUGAGCAAGAAACCCUCGCAGAAGCAGACCCUACCAUCUGCAGCUGUUUGGCGCGCCUGUACCUCGCCCUGGAUUCACUUCAGCGUCUCCCCAAAGACGUCAGCCAAGCAAUGAGGGUCGCGCGCACCGCCGCCAAGACGGCGCACGACAGCAUCCUCUGCCCGAUCUGUGCGUCACCUCCCAUCCAGCACAGCAACGACCCGCCCAUCCAGUCGGUGCAGAACCUCAUGGUACUCGGCGGCCUGCUGCCGUCCAUCUCGUUCGCCUACAGGCGCAUCCUCCAGAUGGUCGAGGACGAGGCCGCCAAGGCGGAUCGCGAGGGGCGCAAGCUCACCUUCGCCCUGCAGGACUACGGCGGCCUCUGGGGCCAGCUGGCGGCCCAUAAUAAUACCAAGCACUGCUCGACCCUCGGCAUCGAGGGCGCCGUCUUCGAGCCACACAUAUGGCGCGUGCUGGUGCGGUCGCUGCUCAGGAUAGACGUCUACGGACUCUCCCCCGACACGCCGCCGGGCGAGGCCGGCCCGUGCUCGUGGUUUCAGCAGCCGGGCUUGAAGGACAUCAUUGCCAUGAUGGAAGACCGGUCCCGGCGUCGACACGAACAGAUCGAUGCAAUGGUGGCUGCCGGGACGUUGGUGUUCGACCGCGACUGUGGACACGGCCCGCUCUCGUCUGGAGAGAAGCCGAACUGCCUGAGAAUCGUCGACUUCGCGAAGCAGUCAAUGCGCGAGCUGAUCAUUCCGUAAAUCAGAUACCGACCCUGUGCUACCGCCAGUUUCUUCUGGCGGUCAC
Molecule: messenger RNA, 1366 nt
Organism: Phialemonium atrogriseum
Lineage: Eukaryota; Fungi; Ascomycota; Sordariomycetes; Cephalothecales; Cephalothecaceae
Product: putative c6 finger domain-protein
Exons: 1
Coding region: 148-1320 (390 amino acids)
Source: RefSeq, a predicted model, not a curated record